AUGGUCUUAGUCGACUAUAAGAAAGCCUUUGAUAUGGUUGAUCACUGUAUCCUGCUUGAUAAACUUGGAGCAUACCAUCUUGAUCAGAGCUCGCUUGAUUGGUUUAAAUCCUAUCUAUCAGACCGUAAACAAUAUGUUAACUUCAAACGCCAGUCUUCUACAACAAAAGUAAUCACGGACGGAGUACCACAGGGUUCUAUCCUUGGGCCUCUAUUGUUUCUCGUUUUUAUCAACGAUUUGCCUCUACAUAUCAACACCCAAGUAGAUUUAUUCGCUGAUGACACUACCUUACUCGCUGCCACUGAUUAUAAUGAUAUUAAUGAACUUAAUGAGAAAUUAUCUCUGGAAGUCUCUAACGUUCAAAACUGGGCCAUUACCAAUAAACUGCCUCUCAAUACCACUAAGACCAAAACAUUCUGA
Paramuricea clavata is the source of this 420-nucleotide messenger RNA. The record is from the annotation of a GenBank genome assembly. NCBI's taxonomy places the organism in Eukaryota, Metazoa, Cnidaria, Anthozoa, Malacalcyonacea, Plexauridae.